Molecule: messenger RNA, 6215 nt
Organism: Oncorhynchus nerka (sockeye salmon)
Lineage: Eukaryota; Metazoa; Chordata; Actinopteri; Salmoniformes; Salmonidae
Product: phospholipid phosphatase 2-like
Exons: 7
Coding region: 403-1272 (289 amino acids)
Biological process (GO): phospholipid metabolic process; phospholipid dephosphorylation; signal transduction
Cellular component (GO): plasma membrane
Molecular function (GO): phosphatidate phosphatase activity
Source: RefSeq, a predicted model, not a curated record
CACACGAGUUCUGACGUCAGCUCUGGGGAGUGUAAACGCACACGCGCCUUUAGUUGGGGAAAGAGCCCAUUCUCAACUUUCCGUAAAGGAAACGAUUUCAGAAGUUUUUUUUCUUCCGUUUUCUCUGCUUGCUUUUGGACAAUGCGCGACCCACAUAUGUCCGUGUGUUGACAGCGCUGGACACUCUGUGUGUGUGGUGUAUACUACAGUUGCGUCUUUCCCCGACUCACCUAUAGAGCGUAGGCCUAAACAGGUAGGCCAGGUAGGCUACGGGAGCGAAAUCCGGAAGAACAAGCACAUCUGAUUGUUCACCCUAUUUUUCUCUUACCCCUGCAACUAAACUUCUCCCAAUAACGUUUGCAGUUUUGAUAAUUCUUCUUCGGAGAGAGUAGAAGCGUGAAGAUGGAGCUACCAGUUCCCAAGAAAAAUAUGCUGAUUCUAGUUGAUGUUUUCUGUGUGGUUAUCGCGGCCCUUCCGUCAGCGGUCUUGACGUUAAUGUUCAGCCCGUACCAGAGGGGUAUCUACUGUGAUGACGAGAGCAUCAGAUAUCCUUACAGAAGGGACACCAUCUCCCACAGGGCAAUGGCUGCAGUCACCAUCCCCUCCUCCAUAGUCAUAAUAACUACAGGAGAAGCGUACCUGGUGUACUCCAAGCGUCUCCACUCCAACUCUAACUUUAACCAGUACAUGUCAGCUCUCUACAAGGUUGUGGGGACCUUCCUGUUUGGAGCAGCUGUGAGCCAAUCACUGACUGACCUGGCCAAGUUCACCAUUGGCAGGCCACGCCCUAACUUCCUGUCUGUGUGUAAUCCCACUGUUUGUUCUGGGUACAUGCUGCAACUCAACUGUACUGGCAACCCUCGAAACGUCACUGAGUCCAGAUUGUCGUUUUACUCCGGACACUCUGCCUUCGGGAUGUACAGCAUGCUGUUUCUAGCAUUGUAUGUGCAAGCACGUAUGCAGGGGAAGUGGACUCGUCUGGUCAGACCCACAGUGCAGUUCUUCCUCGUGGCGUUUGCAUUGUACGUUGGAUACACACGGGUUAGCGACUACAAACACCACUGGAGCGACGUACUGGUGGGACUGCUGCAGGGAACUCUCAUCGCUGUGCUCAACGUUUGCUACGUCUCUGAUUUCUUUAAGCUCCGCCCCCCUCCUCGCUGCCCACGAUCAGAGACGGCUGAAGACGAACACCUAGAGGCCAAACCUGGCGUGAACCCAGACACACAACUACACAACAACCACUACAACUAUACAACUACUACAGCCUGAACACAGACUAACAACUAUACUGCAACUACACAACAAUCAUAUGGCAACCGUGGGGAAGUGGCGGCGACAGGAAUUUGUUGGUGGGUAGGCCUGCAGAAAUUUGGGUGGGCAAUUUUUAAAAAUUAAAAUGUUUUGUUAACUAACUUCCUGCAAUGUUGCCAUGUGGCCAAGAGAUAAAUGUACCGUUUUAUAGCUGUCUAUGAAUUCUAUCUGAUGAUGUUUGCAUGUUUAGGUAAAAAGACGACAAAUAAUUAGAGCCCGACCCCAUAUUGGAUUUUUGGGUCCGAUACCGAUUUUGAGGGAUGGAAAAGUCACAGAUAACUGAUAUCUGUCGAUAUAUUGUUUUUUUAGAGGUUGAAUGAAAAACAGACCAAAUUGUGCUUCAAAUGAUCAACAGAUACUCUAAAUGAUGAUUUAUUAACUAAAUAUUAUAGUUAACAUUAUUUAAGAACAUUUUAUUUGUGGUUUACAGGAGAUCCACCAAAAAGCAAUUAUGUUCUCUAUAAAUUCGACAGUGAAUACAAAGCUUGUUUAGUUGACCUUAGGUGCAACUUAAAAAUGUCUAUGGCAGUGGAAAAGAGGUAUGAAAAAGUAUUUGUGCUAAACCACCAUAAGGGUGGUCAUGUAAACAAACACUUUAUGGUCCACCUUGCAAUGAGAGUACGUUACGACAAGCACACGCUAGCUGUUCAUUACGACAAUGUUUUCUUGAAGAAACCAUAUUUACAUAACACUGUUAUUCAAUACAAAAUGUAUUGGCUAUACAUUUCAACUACAAAUGGCAUGCGCUGAUGACUGAAAAUGUUUAUGCAUGUAAAUUCUUGCUGCACUGGUUUUUGUCACACGUUAUAAUUUCGCGAGCUAGCUAACAUUAGCUACUUAUCUCAUAAUGAAUGCAAGCACAUGGCCUGAAUGAUAGACCUGCGCCAACUGUCUUGUUUUUUGCAGAUUGCAUAUUUCAGAAAACUAACUAAAUUAGCCCACUUUAACAUAAUAGGCCCUGACAGUGUCAGUCUUCUUUUUGUAUCAAGGACGAGUGUUCACUUUGGCGCCAGUCCAGUGUUGGCACAUACGUAGCACAAAUUGCUGGCUAGAUAGCUAAGCUAACUACCUUGCUGGUUAGCUAGCCAGCUAAUGUGAACAAAGAUGAGGACAGGGCUGCUUGCUUGGUGAAGUGUACUUUUGAUUAUUUACUCAUGCUGGCUGUGGCAAGCUACUCAAGCUACAAACCACCAUGUCUACUUUCCCUCACAUUGUGGACUAGGGCUGAAUGAUGUUCAAUGAGCAGCUGGUAGAGUGCCCUCUUUAGGCAACCAUUGAAAAUGGAGCAGACAUAUUUGUUUAUUCUAUGUAUAUAAUAUGGGCACUUUAUCUAUGGAAUAAAGGCAGAUAAAAAUAUUGGCCGAUUAAUAUCGGUCGACCGAUUUUAUCGGUCGGGCUCUACAAAUAAUGUCCCAUUUGGAACACUGACAAGGAAAGAGCAGUACUUAAAAAUAUAUAUAUAUCUAGAAAGAAAAUAGGUUUUUGCUCCCAGUGGGGGCACCCAUGCCUACGCCCCUGCCGUGUGGCUGUCUGUGUGAGAGAAGUGUGUAUAUCAGUGACUGGAAUAAAUGGAACGUAUCAAACACCUCAAGCAUAUGGAAACCACAUGUUUGACUCUGUUUAUUCCGGUCCAGCAUUACAAUGACCCUGUCCUCCGAUAGCUUCUCCCACCAGCCACCACUGAUGUAUAUGAGAAGAUGUGUAUAACCACAUGCACAUGCAUUUAACUUUGUAUUUUAUUUUAAUACAAUGUACUAAAAGUAUGGAGGAUGAGACAGUUUUUUAACAGAGACAAAGAAUUAUUACGUAGUUCCCUAGAUUUCAAUUAUGCUAACAGGAAACACUGAAACAACUUUUUUAUUUUUUUAAAUGUAUGAUUCAUUUAUAUUUCCUGUGCAGCAGCAUCAACCAGGUUGUCUUCUUGGGAUUUGUAGUUUAUUUGAGUGUCCUGUAGUUCUUUUUUAACCCACCCUCUAGUUUAGUUUGUAUUUGUAAAGGAGUUUUUUGUGUGUUUGUAAUGCUUUGAUCCCUUUUACCUACACUGGAGCUACUAAUCCUCUCACACGUCUUCCAUCAAGACAGCGGUCUCCAAGCCUCGUGCUGGGGAGCUACUGGGCUGCAGGUUUUUGUUCCCGCCCACCACCAACCUACCUGAUUUAACUAGUCGUUAAGAACUUGAUUAGCUGAAUCAGGUGGGUUAGUGUGCUCAUCCUGUAGUUCUCCAGGAGGAGGGGGGGGGGGGACCAAUGGUCUGUGGAGUUCAGUGUUAGGCCUACUGGUACCUAGCAUGUCUGUAGAAGACAUGCAUGUACAGUAUAUGGAAUGUAAAACGGUGUUGCAUAGAUAAUUACUUUCUAACUAACUGUUUAUUUCUGUCGUAUCUCUAAGAAUGUAAUACCACUACUAGCCCACUGUGAUGUUUUUUUAAAUGUUAUCGACGCAACUUGUAUUAGUCACUCCAGUUUAUUAUAUAUAAAGCUGAGUAUAACCUGCCUUCUCGCAUGGCAACACAGGUCCUGUGAGAUCAUGAUGCCAUGUGCUGCCUUUGAAUUGUUGAUGUUGACAAUCGUCAGUGUGUCAAUGAUUUGAGUCACUCACUGAGAUGUUCUCUGAAAAAUACAUUACACUUCUGCAAAGGGUUAAUAUAUACACUAUAUGACCAAAGGUAUGUGGACAACUGCUCGUCCAACAUCUCAUUCCAAAAUCAUGGGCAUUAAUAUGGAGUUGGUCCCCGCUUUGCUGUUAUAACAGCCUGCCAAUCUUCUGGGAAGGCUUUCCACUAGAUGUUGGAUCAUUGCUAUGGGGACUUGCUUCCAGUCAGUCACCAGCAUUAGUCAGGUUGGGCACUGAUGUUUGGCGAUCAUGCCCGGUUUGCAGUCGGUGUUCCAAUUAAUCCCAAAGCUGUCCGAUGGGGUUGAGGUCAGGGCUCUGUGCAGGCCAGUCAAUUUCUUCCACAAUGAUCUCGACAAACCAUUUCUGUAUGGGCCUCGCUUUGUGCAUGAGGGCAUUGUCAUGCUGAAACAGGAAAGGGCCUUCCCCAAACUGUUGCCACAAUGUUGGAAGCACAGAAUUGUCUAGAAUGUCAUUGAUUUCCCUUCACUGGAAUGGAAAAAAAAACAGCCCCAGACAACUAUUCCUCCUUCACCAACCUUUAGAGUUGGUAGUAUGCAUUAGGGCAUGUAGCAUUCUCCUGGCAUCUGUCAAUCCCAGAUUCAUCCGUCGGACUGUCAGAUGGUGAAGCGUGAUUUAUCACUCCAGAGAACGCAUAUCCACUGAUCCAGAGUCCAAUUGCGAGCUUUACUACACCACUCCAGCUGACGCUUGGCAUUGCACAUGGUGAUCUCACACAGAGCCCAAACCGGCUGCGCGUGUGCACCAUCGUGCAUAAAUUUAUUUAGUCCCCCCACACCAACCGCGAUUAUGACACGCAGGUUAAAAUAUCAAAACAAACUCUGAACCAAUUACAUUAAUUUGGGGACAGGUCAAAAAGCAUUAAACAUUUAUGGCUAGUUAGCUUGCACUUGCUGGCUAAUUUGUCCUACUUAGCUAGCUUGCUGUUGCUAGCUAAUUUGUUCUGGGAUAUAAACAUUGAGUUGUUAUUUUACCUGAAAUGCACAAGGUCCUUUACUCCGCCAAUUAAUCCACACAUAAAACGGUCAACCGAAUCAUUUCUAGUCUCUUCCUUCCAGCCCUUUUCUUCUCUUGACUUUAUAUUGCGAUUGGCAACUUUCAUAAGUUAGGUGCAUACCGCCACUGACCUCGUUCGUCUUUCAGUCACCCAUGUAGGUAUAACUAAUGGGGAGAUGGCACGUGAGUACCUGCUUCUAUAAACCAAUGAGGAGAUGGGAGAGGCAGCACUUACAGCGUGAUCUGCGUCAGAAAUAGAACUGAUUUCUAUUUUAGCCCGUGGCAACGCAAAUGCUCGCUGGCGCAAUAAUUGAAUAACAUAAUUUCAACAUUUAAUUUGCAAUGUUCGCACACCAGACGCGAGCAGUGUAGUCAGCCUGUUAGGCUUGUGCGGCUGCUCAGCCAUGGAAACUCAUUUCAUGAAGCUCCAGACUAACAGUUUUUGUGCUGAUGUUGUUUCCCGAGGCAGUUUGGACCGCGGUAGUGAAUGUUGCAACCGAAGACAAGCGGUCCCGUUCUGUGAGCUUGUGGCCUACCACUUCGUAGCUGAGCCAUUGUUACUCCUAGACGUUGCCACUCACAAGAACAGCACUUACAGUUGACUGGGGCAUCUCUAGCAGAGCAGAAAUUUGACGAACUGACUUGUUGAAAUGGUGGCAUCCUAUGACGGUGCCACGUUGAAAGUCACUGAGCUUUUCACUACGGGCCAUUGUUUGUCUAUGGAGAUUGCAUGGCCGGGUGUUCAAUUUAUACACCUGUCUUCAACGAGUGUGGCUGAAAUAGCCGAAUCCACUAAUUUGAAGGGGUGUCAACCUACUUUUGGCCAUGUAGUGUAUUUUAUUGUGUUUGUAUCCACACUGUAUUCCUUCAUAAGCUUGUCUGUAACAAACUGUAGCUGCAAUCAAAUGUAUGUAUUUCUUCUUGAUGGAAAAGGGAACUUGAUUUACAGAAGUGUCUUUCCUUUAUAAUCUGACAACUCCUGCUGAGACGAAAGUGUAUGCAGAACCACAGAGUUACUGCUGUGGAGGGAUGGGUAGAGGGGGAUGAUUGGAAGAAUGGAGGGAUGGCUAAACGGAUGGAAUGAAUGCCUUCAACUUCAUGGAUUCAUCCAAGUGAUUCACUAGGACUUUCCCAAUGUUUGUUGGGGUGAUGGCACACCAGACCCAGUGAUGAAGACAUUGCACAUGUUGUCAUAGCUUUAUUUCAAUUUGUUUUAUUUUAUUUCUCUGUAUUGCUUUUUUGUAGUUUUAUGCAUAAAGACGAACUAAUAUGCC